AUGCACCGGCUCGCUCUCCUCUACACGCUCAUCUGCGCAAACUUUUGCAGCUACCGGGACGCUUCUGCAACCCCGCAGAGCGCAUCCAUCAGAGCUUUGCGCAACGCCAACCUCAGGCGAGAUGAGAGCAAUCACCUCACAGACUUGUACCGGAGAGACGAGACCAUCCAGGUGACAGGAAACGGCCACCUGCAGAGCCCCCGCUUCCCGAACAGCUACCCCAGGAACCUGCUUCUGACAUGGCGGCUCCGCUCCCAGGACAAAACAAGGAUACAGCUGGCCUUUGACAAUCAGUUUGGAUUAGAGGAAGCAGAAAACGAUAUCUGUAGAUAUGAUUUUGUGGAAGUGGAAGAUGUAUCUGAAACCAGUACCAUUAUUAGAGGUCGAUGGUGUGGACACAAGGAAGUUCCUCCAAGGAUCACAUCAAGAACAAACCAAAUUAAAAUAACAUUUAAGUCUGAUGACUACUUUGUGGCUAAACCUGGAUUCAAGAUUUAUUAUUCUUUUGUGGAAGAUCUCCAACCCGCAGCAGCCUCAGAGACCAACUGGGAGUCCGUCACAAGCUCUAUCUCAGGGGUAUCUUAUCGUGCACCAUCAGUCACUGACACCGCCCUCACUGCGGAUGCUCUGGAUAAAACAGUUGCACAAUUUGAUACAGUGGAAGAUCUGCUCAAGCACUUCAGUCCUGAAUCCUGGCAAGAAGAUCUUGAGAAUCUGUAUUUGGACACCCCUCAUCAUCGAGGCCGGUCAUACCACGACAGGAAGUCAAAAGUGGACCUGGACAGGCUCAACGAGGAUGUCAAGCGCUACAGCUGCACUCCCAGGAACUACUCAGUGAACCUACGAGAGGAGCUGAAGCUGACCAACGUGGUCUUCUUCCCGCGCUGCCUCCUGGUGCAGCGUUGCGGGGGGAACUGUGGCUGCGGCACUGCCAACUGGAAGUCCUGCAGGUGCGCGUCAGGGAAAACGGUGAAAAAGUAUCACGAGGUAUUAAAGUUUGAUCCCGGCCAUUUCAGGAGGAGGGGUAGAUCGAAGUACAUGGCUCUCAUUGACAUCCAGUUGGAUCACCAUGAGCGGUGCGACUGUAUCUGCAGCUCCAGGCCACCUCGAUAA
Molecule: messenger RNA, 1113 nt
Organism: Pipistrellus nathusii (Nathusius's pipistrelle)
Lineage: Eukaryota; Metazoa; Chordata; Mammalia; Chiroptera; Vespertilionidae
Source: the annotation of a GenBank genome assembly